Molecule: messenger RNA, 2119 nt
Organism: Condylura cristata (star-nosed mole)
Lineage: Eukaryota; Metazoa; Chordata; Mammalia; Eulipotyphla; Talpidae
Gene: ISCA1
Product: iron-sulfur cluster assembly 1
Exons: 5
Coding region: 1-618 (205 amino acids)
Biological process (GO): iron-sulfur cluster assembly
Cellular component (GO): cytoplasm; mitochondrion
Molecular function (GO): 2 iron, 2 sulfur cluster binding
Source: RefSeq, a predicted model, not a curated record
AUGGCCCAAACGCGGGCGGGGGGCGGGGGGAGGAGGGCCGCACCGCCCCACCCUCCUGCUCGUCACUCACGCGACCCGCCCAAUGGCGACGGUGGGGCGGGUCCUUGGGGCGGAGCCUUGGGCGCCGUGCGCCGCAGCUUGUGGCGUCAAAGCGCUCGCCGUGUCCAUGGAGAGAGGCUCAAGCGGCCGAGCUCCGGCCUGAGGCCCAGGGGCUCUGGGACGGCGAGGAUGUCGGCUUCGCUCGUCCGGGCCACUGUCCGGGCAGUGAGUAAGAGGAAGCUACAGCCCACCCGGGCUGCCCUCACGCUGACACCUUCUGCAGUAAACAAGAUAAAACAGCUUCUUAAAGAUAAGCCUGAAAACGUGGGUGUAAAAGUUGGUGUACGAACCAGGGGCUGUAAUGGUCUUUCUUAUACUCUGGAAUACACAAAGACAAAAGGAGAUUCUGAUGAAGAAGUUGUUCAAGAUGGAGUCAGAGUGUUCAUCGAAAAGAAAGCACAGCUAACACUUUUAGGAACAGAAAUGGACUAUGUUGAAGACAAAUUAUCCAGUGAGUUUGUGUUCAAUAACCCAAACAUCAAAGGAACAUGUGGCUGUGGAGAAAGCUUUAACAUUUGACUCCCUGACUGCUCUACUGUAAGUCCCAGGAAGGUGGAAGCCCUGGGACUUAAUGAAGAAUUCAUGUGGCUGUCACAUGCGUAAAGUUUAUAAUGUAUGGCUGCCUUUUAAGGAAAAUAAAGUGAUGCAUUUUGAAAAUGAAGCCAGUGUGUUAGAUUCCAGAAAAAGUGAUUUUUUUUUUUAAUUGUUUUGGAGGACAGAAACAGACACCAUUGCUCUUUGGGGGUCAUUUUUCGUAUUCUGCCCUUUACUUAACUCUCUGAUAUUCUUCCUGUCAGUGCCAGUUUAGUGAAUGUUGCUUUCCUGGAAGAAUUUUAGGAAAUUAUUUGAUUCUUACUAGGUAUGUACUUACUGGCUCUGAAUGGCUUGAAUGUGCAUCUUGCUAGAAGACUGGUGCGACAAGAUGGCACAUUGUCUUUUUACCCAAACGUAGCAUGGGCUUUCUAUGGUUUUUAAUCCAGAAUUUCAUUGUCAGACGCUUCAUUUGCUCAGCCUUUAGGAGUACCGCCAUUAGAUGAAAGUUUAGGAUACUAUCUUGGAAAUGUGGUGUGUCACAGAGCUGAGUGAAGGGAUCAGAGGUAAAUAUUUCACCCACCUGUUACUUAAUCCAUUUCUUUUGCCAUCCUGCAAUUCCACUCAGAGAUAGGAUCUUAAACUGACUUGGGUUCUUAUUAUGGGAAGGGCUAUUAAAGCCAUCUGUCCACCCUUCAGUUUUAUAUCUGGGGAGCCAAUACCUCAGGAAAGCUGAAGGGUUUUUGUCCACCCUCACCUUGCAGGCUUGGGGAGGGGCAGAGCUCAGAGCUGCACAUCUCCCUUCCUUGUGGGUGACAGGUGAGCUCAGAGGCAGUCAGGGGCAGUAAACCGGUGGUCUCACUUCCUCGUCCAGCCUGCUUUUUAGUAAGGUUUCUUUGUAAAUUAAGGGAGAUCAUAUUUAGUUUUGUUUAUUUUCAGUGAGAAUCUUACUUUAAAACCCAUUUAUGCAAACUACUGUCUUGUUUCUUUAAAACUAUGAAAGAGUAGUUUCUACUAGCAGGGAGGAAUUAGAGAAGAACCCAGAAUUACUCGUUUGGAAUAUAGUAGUAAUGGUAAAACAGAACAUGGGGGUCUUUUCUUAAAAAUUCCAAUGUUUGCACACUUUCUAAAUAUAAUCACUAAAAUUUUUAAUCCUAAUAUUUUAACUUGACAUUUUUUAUCACCAACUUUUCUUUAAUGAUAUUCAUUUUGUCAUUUAGUUACUGAUUUUCCUGGAUUUAACUAUUCUGUGAGAUGGCAUACAUGCUGUUUUGGAAGCUGAUUCUCAUGAAUUGAAGUAACUUGAAUUCCUUUGACAUAUUUACUUAAGUACCUGGCACAGAAUGCACCACAGCCUGAAGCAGUUGCUUUACAUAAAUGCUCCUGACUUUGUAUCAUUAACUUAAUUGUCAAUCCACUUAUAAUUUGUGCAAUACUGUAUGUGUGUAAAGACUUGAGUUGUCAAUAAAAAAAAUCCCUAUUUGUGAUC